Molecule: messenger RNA, 1651 nt
Organism: Cherax quadricarinatus
Lineage: Eukaryota; Metazoa; Arthropoda; Malacostraca; Decapoda; Parastacidae
Biological process (GO): axon development; positive regulation of transcription by RNA polymerase II; sensory organ development
Cellular component (GO): nucleus
Molecular function (GO): E-box binding; DNA-binding transcription factor activity, RNA polymerase II-specific; protein dimerization activity
Source: RefSeq, a predicted model, not a curated record
AGCAGCCUGGGGCUCACCGCCGCUCCUGCCUGCACCACACUCGUGGCCUCGUGGAACAGUAGUGACAUUAAAUCAGAAUUAUUUGGUCCAGCAAAACUGUGGUUACUUAAUAGUCCAAAUACUUCCAGCAGCAGGCAGGAUACUAGCGGUGCCAGUGUGAAUCUAGGUGUAACACUGAGCCAUGGAACAGUAGCGAUAUUUAAUUGAGUUUAUCUUCAGGGAACUGUAUUGCAGUAAUAUUAUUACAAAUACAAGAGGUACAAUGGCUCUUGAUACACGAGUGUUCAGGUGGACAAACACUUCAUCGUUUAGCGACUUGUGCUGCGAGGAUUUCAACAGUGUAGUAGGAAGUGAUCUGCGUCAGGGAGAUUAUCUGGACGCUUACAGUGACGGGUGCGACACCACGCCCUCAGCCAGUCCGGGCAGUGAUGACGGUGCUCCGCCUAGCCCCGCCCCACACCACAGUGCUCACUCCCUUCCUACGCCCAUCUACACCGACCUCUCCACGCCCGCGACGAACACCUUCACCCCGGCAAGCUUUUACAACGACAGCAGAAACUAUUAUGGAGGAGCGGAAGCUGAGAGGGGGCAGGCAUUCCAUCCGACGGCUGAAUUCCAACGACAGACAGUAAUGAGUAAUGAGAAUAGCAGUAACUUUACGCCAGUUAAUUAUGAAAACUUCUGGCCUAGCAGCGGCGCCAGUCAGACCAUAUCCCCGGCCUACCAGUCUGUGGGACCUCGCACGGAAACGAUAGUCCAAAAUCAACCCAUCUUCGAACGCAAACCUCUGAGGAUACGACGGAGACAGCCCAUAUUUGUUAACGGUGAAGUCAAGAAGAAACGAAGACUUCAAGCCAACGCCAGGGAACGGAGACGAAUGAACGGCCUGAACGACGCCUUCGAGAGACUCCGAGAGGUGGUGCCCGCGCUUGGGAACGACAGAAAACUCUCCAAGUUUGAGACGCUUCAGAUGGCGCAGACCUACAUCACGGCUCUCUCCGAGUUGCUCAAGAGAGACACUUAGGACAAGAAAGACGUUUAGGCCUACGAAGAAACUUAGGCCUAGAAAGGAUACUUAGACCUAUAGAGAUAAUUAGGCCCUGAAAAACACUUAGGCCUUAUUAAACAUUUAUUGCAAGCUCCAGCUGCGCUUCAUAUUACAGUGUAAAAAAAUCAAGCGACCAUUUCUUUCAUUAGUAAAUUCAUUUAGUCCCUCAUUUGCACCACUUAUUUAUUUGAUUAUAGUUUUUUUGUACAUAUUGUAUCUACAACGUGUAAAUAUUGUAAGGCUUACCCCAGUGUUCAACUUACAUUUGAAUAUCGUCAACAGGUAUUUCCUCAGUCUCCUGUCUUCUACUUCGGUUACUUGCAUCCUACUAAGUCACUACUUUAGAAACUAAGUAGACAGGAGAGGAUUCUUUUUUAAGGACUUAUUGGAAACGUAUAUGGUGUUAAGUACUUCGGAAUACAUCAAAGUCAUGAAAGUAUAUUUUCAAGACGUAGUUUAAACAAGCUUAGUAAAAUUGCUUUGUAGUGUAGAAUGUUUUGUUUGUGUCAGUUUACAUGUGAAGUGUAGAAGAGAAUUUGAGGGAGAAAAUAUGACCCAGUUCAGCAGUGACGAGGCGACGAUCCCCUUGAUGCUAGUUUUUAA